AUGCCACUUGACCAGCUGUUGUUGUUACUGCUGCUUCAAGUUGUUCUUAUAGAUGCAGUGCAUCUCUGUCCUCUUCUUGGACCUAGCUGGCCUGCCCCCACAGGUCUCUCUAGCGACGCCGCCUUCCAGACAGCGCUGAAAAACAUCACUCAAACCAUCCAGAAUGCUAGCGAUGCGGGAGACUUCUCUGGAGCCUCCUUGUCAUUGGAAAUCUUCGACACCAGUGGUUCCGAUGGAUUGCUUACUUACGCUUAUACAGCCAAGGAAAUCAAUACAACUCUCGGCGUGAGCAAGGUCGACGAAAACACUAUUUUCCGCAUUGGUAGCACUUCUAAAUUGCUUACAAUGUUGCUGCUUCUGAUCCAGGGCGGUUUCAAUCGCCUGGGGGACCCAAUCUCAAGGUAUAUUCCAGAGAUUAAGGCGGCUGCUGAUGACGUUCUGCGGAAUUCCACGAAAAGAAACAAUGGAAUUGACUAUACCAACUGGAAUGAUAUCACAGUUGGAGAGCUUGCGAGUCAUUUGGCGGGUAUCGCUAGAGACUAUGGUUUUUUCGAUCUCACCGAGCAGGCCCCGUUCCUUCAGUCAUUGGGAUUUCCCACGCUGCCUUCCAAUCAGAUUCCACCCUGUGGCGUUCCAAAUCCUUGCAGCAGAAAGCAGUUUUUUGAUGGGCUGCUCCAAUCUCAUCCUGUUGUUUCUCCAUCAUCUACCCCAAUCUACUCCAAUGCAGCUUUCCAGAUCCUUGGAUACGUUGUUGAGGCCCUUGCGGGCGGCCAAGACUUUGAAAAGGUUCUCGAAGACAAUAUUAUCAAACCGCUGAAUAUGGCGCACACCUUCUAUACUACGCCCAAUUCAUCUCUUGGUGUGAUUCCUAGCUACCAGGGCGAAUACUGGUGGAAUUUCGAUAUUGGCGAAGAGGCACCUGCUGGUGGUAUUUUUUCAUCCGCAAAGGACAUGUCUACUUUUGGUCGCACAAUUCUCAACAGCACGCUUCUUCCUCAAUCAACCACAAGGCGGUGGUUGAAACCACUCACUCAUACAUCAUCUCUUGACUAUGCCGUUGGCGCACCUUGGGAAAUUCUAUCAUUUGGUAAUGAACGUCCCAUUGAUCUCUAUACCAAGUCAGGGGACAUUGGCACAUACUCCUGUGUGCUUUCAUUAGAUCCCGACCAUAACGUGGGCUUUGUUCUUCUAGGCGCCGGAAACAACACCCACGUCUCUCUAGCUCUCGCUUCUGAUCUCGUCUCCGAGAAUCUGCUAUCUGCACUUGAAAAGGCCGCAAAGAACCAGGCACACGCCCGUUUUGCAGGGACAUAUGCCUUGAGUAAAGGGAAUUCCUCUAUAACCAUCACCACAGACAACGGACCCGCUCUGGUCGUCACGAGAUGGGUUAACAAUGGAAUAAACAUGUUCCCCAGCUAUAUGGCCUUAACUGGAAUUACUGAUCCCUCCAUGCUUAGUAUUCGUCUGUAUCCUACUGGUCUUGAAAGUCCUGGACAGCUUUCUUUCCGGGCUGUGAUACCGCCUCCAUUUCCGUCUGGUAUUGGGCCAUUUAGCUCAUCCUGUAUCACCUGGGUUACCGUGGACUCACAGGUUUACGGCAAUGUGGGGAUUGACGAGUUCGUGUUCAAAUUAGAUAAAAAACGCAACGCAGUCAGUAUAUCUCCAAGGGUGCUGCGUACUGUUCUAUCGAAGAUCCAUUAG
Molecule: messenger RNA, 1701 nt
Organism: Penicillium soppii
Lineage: Eukaryota; Fungi; Ascomycota; Eurotiomycetes; Eurotiales; Aspergillaceae
Product: serine hydrolase domain-containing protein
Exons: 4
Coding region: 1-1701 (566 amino acids)
Source: RefSeq, a predicted model, not a curated record